Molecule: messenger RNA, 3129 nt
Organism: Betta splendens (Siamese fighting fish)
Lineage: Eukaryota; Metazoa; Chordata; Actinopteri; Anabantiformes; Osphronemidae
Gene: mfsd8l1
Product: major facilitator superfamily domain containing 8-like 1
Exons: 11
Coding region: 233-1714 (493 amino acids)
Biological process (GO): transmembrane transport
Molecular function (GO): transmembrane transporter activity
Source: RefSeq, a predicted model, not a curated record
AAGCGCACCGGAAGUGACGUCACCCGCAGCAGCUACCUGUUCAAUAGCGUCCGGAAUCCGUGCGGGAGCGUCUUGCACUCGCCGCUGGCACGAGUCGAACAUGUGAGUUCCGUUCGCGCAUGUGCGUUGCGCCCGGUUCGGUACCGUGUCCCGGCGGAAAUGUGCACUAAAGGAGCGUAAAGUCGGGCGCGCGCGUCGCGAGGAGGUUGUAACCAGCAGCUAAGCGUGCGCGAUGGACCCGCGACGGAAGAAGAAGCUGACGUACGGCACCAUCGGGCUCAUCUUUCUCCUCAGCGGCGUGGAAUACGCUGUGAUACUACCCACCAUAUGGAGGUACUUGCAGACUUUGGAUGCACAGCCGUACUUUCUGGGCUUGUCUCUGUCUGCGUUCAGUUUGACUGGCCUCUUGUCAGGACCGCUGUUUGGCCACUGGUCCGACAGAACGCGAACCACCAAGAAAAUCAUUUUGUUUGCUAAUAUUUUUGAGAUAGCUGGUAACUUCAUGUACUUCAUGGGCUUCUCCAAGUGGCUCUUACUGUCAAGCAGAUUAGUAGCAGGCAUCGGAACAGGUGCUGGCUCGUCGAUCUUCGGCUUCCUGACCAGAAGCACUGCACCGGAGGACCGCGCCACCGUGUUUGCUGCCGUCAUGGCGUGUCGACAGGCUGGCCUUCUGAUUGGUCCGGCGUGUAACAUCUUCCUUAGGCUUUGUAAUUUCCACCUUGGACCGUUUGUGGUCAAUAAGUACACUGCUCCCGGGCUGUUCAUGUGCUUGAUGUGGAUCCUCCUUCAACUGGCGGUGGCGUUCAUGUACUGGGACCUACCACAGCUGGAGAGGAUGAAGACACGGGGCUGCUCCACAAACACCAGCAGGGAGGAGGAGGAGGACGAGCACGGCCCUGGGGAAGAUGAUGAGGAAAAGCCCUUAAUGGUGUCCCAGGAACUGGUGGGGUCGUACGGUGCAGUGGUGAUGCCCAAUCCCCAGAGAAACCACAGCGGCGCGUCGAAUCACACGCCCCCACUCCCUGCUCCACCACCACCACCACCACCAGAGACUCAAGGGUCUCCGUUUAGGAAUUUCAGUAUAUACAAAGAGUUCCUGAGAGAAGAGGUGGUUGUGCUGCUGGCUGCUCAGUUCAUCACGCUCUUCAAUCAGACGGCGCUGGAGACUAUGGUGACUCCGUUGACACAGAAGUACUUUGGCUACGGAGAGCUGGAGAACAGUGUGAUGUACUGCCUCUGUGGCGUGGAGGUGAUUGGUGGCUUCCUGUUUGUGCGCUGGCUGAGUCGGCGCGCUUCUGAGCGUGUGGUCCUGGCCAUUGGUUUGGCCAUCUGCAUCAUCUCAGGCGUCUGGUGCCUUGUUUUUUUGGCUAAGCCACUAGGUGACUUUCCAUGGCAGCUGACAGAGUUCAUCAUUGGGGUGUUUCUGCAGGUUUUGGGUUUGCCUUUUGUAGCCGUGGCCCAGGUUUCCCUCUUCUCCAAAAUUACUGCUGAGAAAACACAAGGUUUUAGUCAGGGUGUGCGUCGCUCAGUGGGGGGUCUAGCCACCAUCCUGGGGCCUGUUUGGGCUGGAGGCCUCACUGAGAACAUAUACAUCAUGUUGGGGGUGAUGAUGGCUCUGCUGGCGCUGUUAACGGUCAUGCUGGCUUUUUCCUAUGGCCGUCUGGUUGAGCCUGCUGCUGAAGAACAAGGAGACAGCCAAGAAAGCUCUGAUUAAUCCAGCAAGAAAAGUGGAUUAUCAGGUAGCAUUUAUUAUUUCUGUCAGUGAUAACUAGAAGCUCACAAAUGUCUUGGGAUUGGGCACGUGGGCCACCAUGUCAGUAGCAGUUGUCAUUCUGCUGUUCUGCGUGUUAUCAAAGGGUCCCUGUCCUACAUUUAACAUGACGCCAAGUGCUCCCCUAAAGGUUAGACUUUUCUGCUUUUGUGAGCUGAGAUGGAUCCAAGCACUGGUUUGAUUUAUAUAUGUAUAUAUUUCCUAUGGAAAUUCAGAAUCCUGAUUGUGCCACAUGUGCAAGCGUUGGAUGAAAAAUCUUUCCAUCUUUGUGAUUCCCCUCACUUCCACUUCGUGCUUCUCCCAAUCUCCCUGCGUCUCACCAUAUGCAACAUAACUGUUAAAUCAAUGGACAUGCUGAGCGGCUGUGCCUUUACCUGACCCUCUUCUUGUGCUAUAAUUGAAGGGGUUGGCACUUCAGCUUUAAUGAUGUUAUUCCUCCUCUUUGCAAAAACAUGCAUUUAAAUAAAAACAAAUAGAAGCUUAUCCUAUUGAACUGAGAACAUGCUUUUUAAUGUGUAGAAACCAAAUUAGCACAUAGCAUGUGGUCAAAACAUCUAGUUUCACAUACCGUAAGCCUAAUAUAAUGAUUUCUUAUUUAUCUUUGCAAUGUAACACUAAUAGAAAUUAUUAACUGCAACUGUUCUCAGGGAAAAAGUAAUCCUAUUUUAUUCUGUCCCUGUCAGUGAGGAAACCGUCAUGUGGAGAUAUUGUGUUGGAAUCAUUAAGCUGAAAAUGAAUGAGAGAAAUUUAGGAUUUUCCUUGUCUGAACUGGAAGUUGGCAAACUAUUAAAAGGCAGUAUUUUAAACAAUCCGUUGGCUGGUUUGAUUAAAGGCAUUAAGCCUUAGUUACUGAUGUCAUAUACAGUCCUUACACCAGGGGGCGCUCUUGCACUUCAUUCAAUCAAAUGGUUUCCUAAAUGGACAAAUAUUUAGUGGGUGAACUCCACUAACCUGAGAACUCUGAUGUGCAUAAAACUGCUAGUAAAACGCAGUAAAAAGUAGUAAAACUGCUUUGUUAUCAGGUUUGUUUUAAAAGAACAACAAAAGCUUUAGAUUUUUUUUGUGCUGCUUCAUAACAAAUCUUUGUUUGAACCAGAACAAUUAAAUUAUUGUGCACUAUUUGUUAUUUAUAUUCAUUUGUAUUUAACAUGUUCAUUAACUCUUUUUUUUCUUUGUGCGCAUACUAAAAGGAACGUUCACUAUGCUUUAUAGGCUUGUGUUUUGUUAUUCUCCUGGGAAGCAGCGAGUAGCUGCACACAGUGGUUAUCAGAGCAGAACAAAACUACUGCUCAUGGAAAAAUGUGAGAAAAUAUGAUCCAGUAAUUGUAUUUAUUGCAAUAAAAUACUGCUGUUGAAAA